Esox lucius (northern pike) is the source of this 2242-nucleotide messenger RNA. RefSeq lists its product as uncharacterized. Bases 217 to 1887 code for a protein of 556 amino acids. NCBI's taxonomy places the organism in Eukaryota, Metazoa, Chordata, Actinopteri, Esociformes, Esocidae. Gene Ontology annotation, molecular function: protein binding. The transcript is spliced from 13 exons. The record is from RefSeq and is a predicted model, not a curated record.
CGGGCUAUCCACCAUUGUUGUUAUCGUGGAUUAGACACGUAGAUUUUUGCUGAGAACUCUACAGAGAGGGCAGGAGCAAACUAAUAAAACACGGUAGAAAGACUAAUGAAAUGUUGCAUUGCUUUCACAGUCAAUGAAACAUUGGUGACUCUAUCUGGUAUUGUUAAAAACAGCAUAAAAGUAAUAGUGUUAGUGCUUAGAAUAUAAGUUGUUUAGAUGGGGGAGGUGAGAAAACUCCAGAAGAAACUGAGACAGAUUGAGAAUCUUGAGAUAAGAAUCUAUCAUUCCCUCACUCCAGAAGAAAAAGUUAAGAUCUCCAGGAAGGCGGAGCUCCGCACCAGAUUGGCUGAACUGCUGCUGCAGCUUUCUGGCCCCCAGCAAACUCCGGGGAUUGUGGGAGAAGGAAAACAGGAGAAGAUGAAAAGACAAGUUGAAGCCAGCUCUGAGGCACUUCCCUCACACAGUCCUUCUGCUACCAAGAUUCCCAGAAUUCCCAAGGGGGAGACACAGCGGGCAGGUCAACAGGAGAAGACAGUCAGUCAGAAAGAGGCUUUGACGAGGAAAGAGAUCGGCAGAAUGAAGGGAAUGGAGAGACAAAGGGAGACAGGAUCGGGGGUAAUGCAGUCAGAGCCUGUGCCAGCCGGGAUGAACACAAGCCUUGUGGAGGACCAGGAAGAUGCCGAGUUUUCAUCUCUCAAAGCCUCUUGGGAGAAAGCUAAGUUUCGUUUGAGGUUGCUAGAGGGUCACAGUGACAUCAUAACCUGUGUGGUUGCCGUUGACAACCUGGUGAUCUCUGGCAGUCGAGACACGACAAUAAAGGUGUGGCUUGUUCCUACGGCAACAGAGCAGCGGAAUUUGGGGGGUCACACUGGCGGGGUCACCUGUCUGGCUGCCCCUCCACCUGAAUACUGCAGAAGACUGGCCUGUGAUUUGUCUUUGGGAGAGAAGGAGAGGUUCAUUCUGAGUGGCUCAACAGACUGCUGCGUGAGGAUCUGGGCCUUAAGCACUGGACAGUGUGUAAAGUCCAUAUACACCUUUAACGCCGUGACUGCUCUCUGCUUUGUGCCUGAAGGCCAUGGCUACAUCAUCAUCGGAUCAGAUGGGGGUAAAGUUCAGGCCUGGAGCUGGCAAACCAUGGAAAACUGUCAAUCCAUCAAUGCCCAUGACGAGGCCAUAACAUCCAUACAGUCCCAGGGUCCCCUGGUGUUCAGCGGCUCGGCGGAGGGCGGUUUGUCUGUGUGGGAGGGGCUUUGCUCGGACCGGCAACCUCUGCGACUGUUGCAUCGCUGGGACGCCGAGGUAACGGGCUGCAGAGGCCAGGGGGCUCGGCUGACCCUCAGUCCCCGCGGCGACCGGGUCUUUGUGGCCUAUGGCAGAGCCAGCGUAAGGAUCAUCAACUGGAGGACGGGGACUGUGUCCAGGCUAGCCAAUCACAGCAGCGUCGCCGGCCUAACCGAUUGUGUACAUCAGAUUGGGGGUCUGCUGAUUGGCUCUUGCUACGAUCUGGCCAAUGGGGAAAGCUCGCUGAACCUGUUCUCCCUCCCGCAGUGCAGGUACUUGGCCUCACUGACCUGCAUGGAUGCUCCCAGAAUUCUUUGCUUUGCGGCUUGGCUUACGGGCAGCGGGGGUCACCGCUGGGUCACAGGGGGGCGUGACCUAAUGGUGUGGGAACAGCUCCCCAGUUCCGGGAAGCAGAGGGGUGAUGUCACGGCGAAGCGAGACAGCCGAUUGGACGCCACCCUGACGGAGACCGAGUGGGAGGACGAGGACAGCGAUGGUGAGCAAUAUUACGAUGAUGAUGACGAGGGCGGUGACGAAGAAGACCACACGUCCCAAAAUGCAGCAGAGUCGAGCUUGUCAUCCUGGCUCCGCUGUUCUCUCCAGUGACUGCCGGUCUCACGCCACCCGCUGCAACCUAGCCGAAAUGCCUCACCUAACAGCCUGGAGAGCAAAAAAGGCGAGAGAGAGAGAGAGAGAGAGAGAGAGAGAGCGGCGGAGAAGAACUGGAGGAGGAGAGAGAGCGAGAGAGAAAGAGAGAGAUCGGCGGGGAAGAACUGGAGGAGGAGAGAGAGCGAGAGAGAGCGAGAAAGAGAGAGUGAAGUGUGACAGAUUGAGUGGUGGCGGUGGAGAGGGAGCGUAAGGAGAACGGACAUGUUAGUGAGUGAGAGAGGCAGAUUGUCACUCUGCACACUAUGUAAAUGUUGUUGUUUUCCUUUACGCAAUAAAGCUGCCAUACUCUGAC